AUGCGCCUCACCUCCUUCCUCCCAGCGCUCUUCGCCGCCCCCGGUCUAGCGGCUCUCGCCUUCAAAGGUGUAGACUGGUCCUCUCUCCUCGUCGAAGAAAAGGCCGGCCGCACGUACAAAAACACUGCCGGUCAAGUGCAACCCCUUGAGACUAUUCUAAAGAACUCUGGCGUCAACACUGUGAGGCAAAGGAUCUGGGUCAAUCCAUCUGACGGCAACUACAACUUGGACUACAACAUCAAGCUCGCCAAACGCGCACAAGCCGCCGGCCUGCAGAUCUAUCUCGACAUCCAUUACAGCGACACCUGGGCGGAUCCCGCGCACCAGACGAAGCCCGCUGCUUGGGCUAGUCUGAGCACGGAUGCGCUGGUCACGCAGGUCUGGAAGUAUACGAGCGAUGUGAUGAACACCUUCCAAUCGAAUGGAAUCAAGCUCGCCCUCGUCAGCAUCGGUAAUGAAAUCACGCCCGGCCUGUUAUGGAACACAGGCAAAUUGAGCAACUCGGGUGGUCCGAAGCUUGUCUCGCAGCUGUUGAAGAGCGCAAGCAACGGUAUCAAGGAGAGCAACAUAUCCCCCCAGCCCAAGAUCUUAGUCCACCUCGACAACGGAUGGAAGUCGGAUACGCAGACGUGGUGGUACGACACCGUCCUCAACGCUGGCGGCGGUUUCUGGACCGACUCCUUCGACGUAAUCGCCGUGUCCUACUACCCCUUCUACAACUCCGCGGCUACCCUCGCUUCCCUCUCGUCCUCCCUCAACACCAUCUCCUCAAAGUGGAACAAAGAGGUCAUGGUCGUGGAGACAAACUGGCCCACCAGCUGUCCCAAGCCUGCCUACGCGUUCCCCAGCGAUGCGAAGAGCAUCCCCUUCAGCAGCGCAGGACAGACAUCCUGGAUCAAGGAAGUCGCAAAGCGCGUGUCGGGCGUACCGGGCGCAAAAGGAACAGGGCUUUUCUACUGGGAGCCAGCUUGGAUCGACAAUGCUGGACUGGGCAGCUCUUGCAACUCGAACCUCAUGGUGGAUUCAAGCGGUAAGGCGCUGGAUAGUUUGGCGGUCUUUGGCCAGAUCUAG
Didymosphaeria variabile is the source of this 1071-nucleotide messenger RNA. RefSeq lists its product as uncharacterized. Lineage: Eukaryota; Fungi; Ascomycota; Dothideomycetes; Pleosporales; Didymosphaeriaceae. The record is from RefSeq and is a predicted model, not a curated record. The transcript is spliced from 2 exons. Gene Ontology annotation, molecular function: glucosidase activity. Bases 1 to 1071 code for a protein of 356 amino acids. Gene Ontology annotation, biological process: pectin catabolic process.